This is a messenger RNA of Siniperca chuatsi (mandarin fish), 3785 nucleotides long. Its product is annotated as zinc finger CCCH domain-containing protein 13-like. The coding region runs from base 239 to 2203 and encodes 654 amino acids. The record is from RefSeq and is a predicted model, not a curated record. The transcript is spliced from 4 exons. Lineage: Eukaryota; Metazoa; Chordata; Actinopteri; Centrarchiformes; Sinipercidae.
GAGGUGGCGGUAAUUUAAAUCCCUUCUAACUGAGUGGGGGAGGUAGACAACCAAACAGCUCGGUGGUGGCGUGAACCGCCUGCCAGUGAAAACUUGGUUACGAAUAUUACAAAUGCUAACUGCGCGACAGUUUGUUGUUAGGACUUGCCAAGCCUAAUUUCAGCAUUUUCCCCGGGUCCCCCUUUAAAAAAAAAGUGGAGUCGUCCAACGGAAAAGCUGCUGGAGUUGCUGUGAAAUUAUGUACUCAAACAGGUCUGAGUACAGUCACAGGCGGCAGUACAGUGACAGAAGUUCGAGGCAGUGGGACGAUUACGAUGACAGACGGGAAGAAAGGCGUGAACCUCACAGAGAUAUACAGCGCAAUUCCUAUCAUAAAUAUGGUGGGGAUGGACACAGUAGCACACAGAAGACAAUCAGAGGUAGAGAGUACAGUGACUCACCUAAUAGGCUGUACAGUAAAGACUCAUUGAACAGAGACUGGAGCAGAAAGAGCCCAGUGAGGAGACGCAUGUCUUCACCUGAUUGGGGUGCUUCUGAAAAGAAAAGGCGAAUGGUUACAGAGGAUGAUGAAGCUGAUUACCGAUACAGGCGUGAGCCUGACGAUAAAACAAACAGGCAGUCACCAGACAGUUUUUCACAUGCAUACGUAACCAAGGACUUUACGCAUACACUACCACAAGAAGAGGAUUUCAAAUACAGGAAAACACCUCAAGACUCCAGACACAGAUACCGGCAUGAGGAGUUAACCUACAGGCAGCAACAUGAUGAUUUAACUUGCAGACGAUCAUUUGGAUAUUCCAAAGACAGAGACGGCCAUGAAAGGAGCCGGGACUGUUCAAAAGAGAGGACACGAUCACAAGAUCGCUCUACGAAGAGUUAUGCCAAACCCAGAGAGAGGAAUGACAGCCCUUCCACAGAUCAUGAGGAUCAUCGUCAAAAUAGAACACGGUUUCCAUUGAAUGGAUCUAGUAGACAGUCUUUUGAGAGCGAUGUCACCAACCAAUGUGCUGCUGUUCCUGAGCAGAAGAAGUCAACCAAGGGUUUCCAGCGUUUCCUCGAUGUGCUCAACAAGGGUGUGAAUGUCGCCGUGCUCACCAAGAUAGUGACUCAGACCUCUACAGAAGUGGAUAAUCGACCGCAUUCUCCGGCUUCUUUCAUGAGCACUGCAGAUCGUCUGUGGUCUCCCAGUUGUGCUGGGAGGCAACAGGAAAGCCACCAAAAUACCAGCCACUGGAGUGAGAGCGAGGGCUCCCAGAGACUGGCUUCUCCACAGCCUCGUCGCGGGUCCUUCAGUCCAAAGGGGCGCUCUCUGUCUGAUGAAAAGUCUCUGCAAAGGAGAACUGAUGGAGAACAAAGCUACUUCAGCUCUAACAGUAGAUCCGGGUCUCCCUCAGUGGUGGAAAAGAUAACAUUGACACCUGAAGAUGAGCACAAGCACAGGCAAAUGCAGGAUGUUUUGCAGGCUAUUGGCAUGAAUUUAGGAUUCGAGGAACUGGGCCAAAUGUCACAUCGGAUCCAGGAGCGGUUAUAUGGAAAGAAGGAUAGUGACCGUGGCCGCCAUCGUAUAGGAAGCAGGGAAAGGGACACAGGGCGAGCGCUUUCACCAAGACCACGAAGUAGAUCAUCAUCAAGCAGGUCUAGUUUUAGCCCAUCAACUCGGGAAUAUUACAAGAAAAAAGACUCAUAUAGUGCUCAGCGGGAUGUAACAGAGGUACACAAAGUACAGGCACAUCAAGCCGUAGAAUAUGGCCAGAAUAGCGGCAGUAGCACUUUACAGGAAAGUAAGAAAUUCGAGACUAACUCCCAGGAAAGCACUGCUACAUGUCAAGCAUUUUCUCAAAAUUCCACAUAUACUUCAUCAGAACCGUCUUCUACACCUGUGAUGCCAGUGUACUCUCCAGUAAACUGCUUACCGCUGCCAUACCCGGCUCUGCCUCCUAACUUGCCCCAUGUUAGACCCGGGCUUUUCUGGCCUCGCCUGCCUCCCUUCCUCCCUUACCCCUGUGUCCCACCUUUGAACAUCUUCCCAGCAGUACUCGCUCAAACAAGUCACCUUCUCCCACAACACAUUAGUAAUCCUCGGCCACACUUUCUUAACCUGCCAGAUAUUAACCCACUUCAGCCUCUGAACACCACACAAAAAUCAAAAACACUGUCAAGGCCCCGCUGUUUGCAGGUCAUUGAAACCAAACAACCUGGAUGAAGACAGUUGCAUAUGGUGAAAAUCUGACCGUAAAGCUGACUGAUAUUGUUGAAAAUUUUUUGCCUCUGGAGAAUAGUAAAAUAUAUUCAUAAAGUAAGCAGUUGAGCGUUCAAGGAGUCACAUUUUAACCACAAAACACAUAUUUGAACAUCACUUCAGACAAAAUCAACAUUUGCAAGCGACCUGUCCAGUAGCAACAAAAAGCAAGGCCAGAACCGAUGAAAACCGCACAGACAAUGAACAGUUGUUGACCACAAGUUAAUUGACAAACCUAUGGGUGCUGUUGGAGCGCUGUCCAUUGCUCAGUCUGUUCUUAUACCUAUAAUACAAUGUCAUGCUAAAGAAAAACACUGAAACAGUGUGCAGAAAGUGUUAAUUGAUUUCUGAAAACUUUGUUUCUUAAUUUUGUUAUUCAAGAUUUGUUUAACACCGUGAUGUGAUAUGUUAUAAUUUUUGUCAAAAGUAUAUUUGUCCACAGAGGUCUUUUGUAGGAUACAGGCCUUUAUCCUAAUGAAAUAGCACCAUAGUCCACGGUUCAGUCUUCUGAGGGUUUUGGCUGACCUACGACUACAAAAGGUGCUCUACAUUUAAGCUUCUCUUCUCUUUUUGUGUACACAUGCAGAAAAUUAUUGUGUAAAUAUUUGAAUUGCGUAAUAUUAAACACAAUGAUUCUAAGUAAAUGGCGAAGAGCUGUUUAAUUCUACCAAUUGUUCUUGACUAUGUUUAAAAAAGGAAAAAAAAAAAGAACAUUUCAAGAAACAAAAAUUGGAUGGGACUGCAAUGUACAAAAGUCGAAAUGUCACACGACAGUACCUUCGGUUGUUAUGGACCCGUACGUAGUACAGAAGACUACAACAUCAGAAUAUGACAAAUCAGAAUGUUGAAAAACACCACAGUGUGAUUUGGAAAAUGGUUAGCAGUUGGUGUCUUAUUUCAUAUAGGCUAUCCAUUUCUGUGCCAAGCAGGUUAAUCACACAAUGCAUAUAUUCUCUGCAUAUACAGUAUAUUUUGUCUAGAUAGAUACAGUUCUUGGAAAAGUAGGCCUGGGAUUGUUUCACUGCAUCAUCUAACAUCUGUGCAGAUGAAGUGCCCUUGAGUAAGACAGAGUCCCUGCUAACUACCAGUGUGUGUAUGUAUACUGUGUUUGCUCCUGUACCCUUAUUACCUAACUAAUGAUUUGUCAUUGAUUAGUCAAGUAUUCAAUUACUGACAUAGAUAAUAUGUAUUUUUACUUGACAAAUGACUAAAAUGAUCGCUUGUCAAAUUUGGAAUUGAUCAUUUUCACUUCAGCUCUAUGUCAUACCUUCAGAUAAGCUCUGAGAGGUGAAUGCAGAGCUCCUGAAAAAUUAAUCGAGAGCCAUUCCGAAACUUAAGAUUAAUAGCAUGAUGCCUGUAAAGGUCUACCAACCAUUUAAAGAAUUCACAUGGUACUACAGUGGACCAGGAGAAGGUCAAUCGAUACUUGUACCACUUCAAAAGCUAGAAACUGAAGAACUGACUGGUGAAGAUGUGAUCAUGGUAGAUGCAAAUUCUUGUACUGUUUCAGAGACAAUUAAUAAAGAACAACUCUAUUGACCUAUAA